UUCUCGGUUUCCUGCAUGCAUGCUGCAUGCUGGGUGGUGAACGCUUUGAGUUGCCUUGUCAGUGGAUGUUCGUUUGUUUGACAAAUGGCCCUGCUCUUUCCUCACUGAGGACCUGUUUUUGGUGCAUUGGAACGUGGAACAUGUUUGAGUUGUACAAUGGCAAUUGAAGGUUGCGAGAACCUACAUUUGCUGCACCAGGCAGCCAGACUCGAUGUAAAAGAGCUGUUACUUGAUACAUUGAGCCACGGAGAGAAUGCUAACUCGCUUGAUGGCUUAGGACGAACAGCGCUUCACGAUGCAGCUUUCCAAGGACAUGUCGAAUGCCUGAAGAUAUUGAUCGAGCAUGGAGGGGAUCCGAAGCACGUGAGCCCAGAUGGCCUGACUGUACUGCAUCGCGCUGCUUUGGGAGGGCAUAUGGAGUGUGUGAAGUAUCUUCUUGCCAUUGGCUGCAUCCCUUCUGACCGGGGCUCCAGUACGCUAACGCCUGCGCAGAGUGCUAAGAAUGAAGGGUAUCGAGGUGUUGCACGCUAUCUAGAUGAAAUUGCUGCUAACUAUGAGGCAAAGAAAGGGAAACAAAGAGAUCUCUAUGAUCUUAUUGUGACGUACUGUAACGACGGUGACUUGCUUGGCCUGGAGGAGAUCAUCAGCUCCGAACCUGGCAUUCUGGAUCAAGCUUUUGGCAAAGGAAGUGCUGAUGAAUCACUUUUACACUGGCUUUGCAGUGCUUGUCUGAGUUGCCGCUAUAGCAUUGUCACGUAUGCCACCAUCGAGGAAAUGCUCACUCUGCCAUCCAUGCCAUGUCACCUGUCAGCAUCGCCACUGUCAGUGUCACGCCAGUCACCAUUGCAUCUGCUCUGCGCCGCUCACAGUGCUCCUCACAAUCUAUAUCUGCUACAUGUUCUCCUGUGUCAUGCAGCUAUGCUCCGAUCAGCACAUCUUGCCGCCGUAGCUGCCCAAGACAGGCAUGCUGUUGAUGACUUGUUAUUGCUUCGAGAUGACCGUGGGAGAACUCCACUGCAUGUAGCUUUGGAGUCCGGUCAUCUUCUUGCGGUAUGUCAGAUGUUCUCCUGUGCUAUGCCAUCUGACUCGGAAUCCAGUGAUUCCAGAGCAUCCUGGCAAUCCCUCGUCCAUUCCUGGGCACAUGUUGCUGAUGACAAUGGACAGACCGCUUAUCAUGUGGCCGCUCGUCAAGCCAAGCAAGAAAUGCUGCGCAGUCUUCUCAGUGUCACCUGCAAGUCAGUCGAAUGCACGGUGAACGGCGGUUUGGAUGUUUUAUGCGCCAAGGGCUUCCCGCCACUUGUCACGGCUAUUCUUGCUGACAUGCCUGAAAACGCUGCCCUUCUCGUCAAGUCCGGUGCCAGUGUUACUCAACAGUGUGGACAACGACAACCUGCGCCGUCUGAACUCACAGAUGUGCAACUGCAGUGCCCUGGCUUUCCUCUGUAUCCAUGGCUGACCGCCUACUGUCAGGGCUAUCAUGCCCUGGCCUACGACUUGUUGACGACUGAUAUGAUCCGGGCAGUUUUGGAAGAUGACUCUGUGAUGGCUCAACCACUAUCUCCGACAAUCAUAUUCAUGUUGAACUAUCCAAGACUAGUCAGUGCGGGCGUUAACCAAGUAGACGAUGGGCAAGGCAAACUGAAGACCAGCUGGCUGGUGAAACUUGCCUGGAAGAACAUCGGUCUGCGCUUGCUUCGACCGGACUGGGCAAGAAUGAUUGUCGACGACCAUUCAAUAUCGAGGUCGAACGAUUACCAGCUGUUAACUCACCUGGACAUUUCCAAGAAUAGGCUGACAUGUCUUGAUGGUGCUGUGCUAUCAUCUCUGCCCAGUCUGAUGGUGUUGGACUGUUCUCACAAUCAUCUAACAGAGCUACCAGAGUUUCCCAAUGCCCAGCAAGGUGGCGGUGGUGAUGGUGGUGGCUUGAACAUCAAGCAGCUAGUUGCCAGUGGUAACCAGUUACGGUUCCUGCCUGACAGUCUGUUUGAAUUGCCUGCAAUCACCCGUAUUGUUGUGUGUAACAAUUCAUUGGAUGCUGUGCCGGAGUGCGUGUGGACCGCACCGAAGCUCUCAUCACUCCAGCUCGACUUCAACCUCAUCUCAUCCUUUCCAGAUCCACCUCUUUGGCGUCCUGUUUGCUCCGGUGGCUAUGGUGAGAAUAACCGUGAUGUGACACAGAAUGAAGCUGCUGCUGCUGCUGCUGCUGCAGUGCUGCCAAGUGGAUAUCAAUCUCUCCCUGCCCGUGUUCAUGGCACUGUUCGUCAGCAGAAUGUCACCAGGACGAGAAUAGCAGUUGCCAGCGCUACUGCAGCUUCAUCCCCGCCAUUACCCAGAGCUAGUGCUUCGCUCUAUCCGUCGGCAUCUAGCCGCCAUCGUGCAAUCACUGCCCAGAGAGUGGUGUGCGCUAAUGAUGCAUUGAGCGACACCACAUCCACUGUGACACCACCGCAAGACUCGUCCAGCAAGAGUUGGUCUUUUCUGUGUGCCAGUUGGCGCUCCAGAAGCUAUAAGAGAAGGCAAGCACACCCUGGCUAUGGUAUUCGCAGCAAGCAGGUACUGGAUGAUCAGUUGUUGGACUCGGAUCAGAGUACAGUGGGUAUGGAUGUGCAAGUCCACACACAUCCACUCUUCUCGCCGCUGCUUAUCUUGAGCUUGUCUCACAACCGCUUGAAACACGUACCCAGGGGUUUGUCUUGCUUUGCUCCUCACAUGCGCCGACUCAACCUAUCCUACAAUCCUCUCUCCUCGUUUGCUAGCAUAAGUGCAUAUCCGUCUUCGCUUGAAGAUUUGAAUCUGCACUGUUGUGAAAGCGCCGAGGUACGGUUCGGCAUCAUGCCCGAAUCACUCUUCUCCAACCCGAGUGGUGCUUGUUUUUGUCGCGCUGGGGUAGAGGUGCAGCCUAGCCUACGCUACUGCCGUAACUCUUCACACCGCCAGCUGCCGCUAUUGGAAAUGCUGGAUGUGUCUGGUAACAACCUUUCCUCCGUCGCGUUGGUUGACUGUCACUCUGCCAACGCUGCCAGCACAGACCCACUGCAUUCUGUUGUUACUACAAGUAGUGUUCAGGCUGCGUCAAGCAGUACUGCCGAAUCAUCGAGCACGGUAGAUGUGAUGCAUGCUACACCGCUGUUCCCUCGUCUGACCAACCUUGAUUUACACGACAAUUCUCUUCAUCAGGUGCCUGCCGGCAUUGGGCAACUUCGAGGUCUACGAUCUCUUCGUUUGGCCAACAACCGCAGGAUUCAAUCUUUGCCAGAUGAACUCGGCAACCUGCCACCAAACAACCUGUGCGAACUUGAUUUCAAAGGCAUUGAGUUGCUGGAUCCUCCAGCCACCAUCACAAACAAUGGAAUCUCUACAACACUAGCAUUCCUCAGAGGCCGUCUGAAAAAAUCGGUUCCCUAUCGACACAUGAAGCUAAUGCUUGUUGGUUUGGAGGACCAAGGCAAAACAUCACUGGUGCGCUUAUUGCGUCGGGAAGGGCAUGGCAAUGCAACGAUUCUCUCCACUGUUGGCGUGGAUUUGGGCAGUUGGGAGUGUAAGCCGCCUCGUCGUACUAUCUUCUCCAACCAAUCCGCUCUUCCAGUUCAGUUUAGCACAUGGGACUUUGCUGGACAGCGCGAGUACUAUGCCACUCAUCAGUGCUUUUUGACAAGUCGCUCUAUAUUCCUGGCUGUGUGGAAGAUCACUAGUGGCCCUGCAGGCUUGCUUGCCUUGGACGACUGGCUUCGCAAUAUCCAGGCCCGUGUGCCGGGAGCCACUGUGGUGAUCGUCGGCACACAUCUUGAUAAGGUGAAUGGUGGUUUGAGGCACUGUACGGAUGUCUGGUUGCCAGCGUUGCACAAACGCUACUUCAUCAAAUCAGCAGUGGCCACGAAUCAAGAGGAACACGGAUUUCCUCAUAUUGUCGCCGUCAAGUUUGUCAGCUGUGUGGGUUCUGGUACGAAUGUCGAUGAUCUGUGCGCUUGCAUCUAUGAGACAGCCUGUGCGAUUCCUUCGCUGAAACGAUCCCAGUCGAAGGAGAAGAUUGUUGAAGAACAGGUCCCUGCGUCCUACAUUGCUCUACAAGACGCUGUGUCAUCAUUUCGCUCCAGUUUACCAGGCAGCACGUUGCCAAUCUUGUCUGAUUCGCAAUUCAGGAAGCACUUCAGCUCCAUUGUGGGUGAUGUAGAUGAGCUGAAAGUGGCUGUGCGGUUUCUUCAUGACAAUGGUGUGCUACUGCACUUUGACGAUUCACGACUCAAGGAUUUCUAUUUCAUCGAUCCCCAGUGGCUUUGCGAUGUGUUGGCUCGUGUAGUGACUGUCCGUGAGGUCAUGCCCUUUAGCAAGGACGGCAUCUUGCCUAUUCGAAGUCUCAGUCACGUGUUCAAUAGUGUGAAGUUUCCAGCUAAACUGGCCAACGUCUGUGUCCAGCUUCUUGGGAAGUUUGAAGUUGCUAUCCAGCUGGAUCUUGAAACUCUUCUCAUUCCAUCGCAGCUACCUGAGUUGCCACCGGCACAAGCUAAGCUUGAUGGCCACUCCAGUAACUGGUCGGUACGUGGAUGUCAGUUUCAACGUGUCUACUUGAUGGUCUAUGUACCCAGUGGGUUCUGGCCGCUACUGAUCACACGGCUUCUGGCCAGCGAGUUGAAAGUGGACAUGUGUACGUAUGCAUCUUGCUUUGUGGACUUGACUGGUGACACCGUGCAUUGGCGUCUGUGGCGACGCGGUGUUCAGCUUGUCCUUGAAGAUACUCCCAUUGUGACCAUGGAGGAGGUCAGUGCUGCAGAUCUGUUCAAACACUUGGACACAACACCGGCCAGUGUUGUUGUGCAAAAUGGCUCUAAGUGGGAACCACUGGUACUACUGGACGCAGCACGCUGCUUACAUGUCACAGUGCUGGAUUUCAGAGCUAAGCAAGCCGCUGACACACCACCACCGCCAGUUUGCACUGAUGCAGCAGCUGCUGAUCACUCAUCUACGUCACUUGUUGAUGCUGACCAUUCAGUUGAUGCUGCUGCUGCCGCCAAUGAUGCUACGAACGAGCCAGAGCAGCAGGAUGAGGUGUAUCUGUUGCAGGCGAAGCUGCUGACAGAGUGUACGUACGCUAUAGACAGCCUGCUGAGUGACUGGUACCCAGGUAUUGGUGAUCGUAAUCGCUGCAUGUCCACCGGCACGCCGUACAUCACGCGCUGCCACAUAUGCCCAAUGUGUCGCGCUGACUUGACCGCACCGGGUAUUCUCUGGGAGAAUCUGCAGUCGGCCGUCCCCGCAACACAGCCAGUACCUGCGGGAGCGUUGGCGUGUCUUGCUGCUCCCGGCACUCCACCGCCAGUGGACGGCAUGGUAACGGUGUUCUUGCUAGAUCAGCUAGUAUCACUAGCGUGCCAUGGCUAUCAGGCCAUUCAAUGUCAUAAUCACGGUACAACCCCACUGGCUGAUAUGGCACCGGAUAUCAACUUCAGUGACUUCAAACGUGACACACUCAUUCCUUCGGCAAGUGUAAUCUGUGGUGAACUGCUCGGAGCAGGUUCCUUUGGAGAGGUGUUCCGUGGUACUGUGACAACUGAUCUUGGCCGUAAGGAUGUUGCCAUCAAGCGGUUUCAACGUGUUGAACAAUUGCAUGCAGCACAUAGUUCAGCUGAUGAGGAACUAAUUGCCAAUCAACUGCUGAGCAUCUCUGCUCCAUCGUCUACUGCCGACAGUUUCUGCUGUCUUCGACAAGAAGCAGCCGUCUUGCAACACCUGCAUCAUCAGAAUGUUGUUGCUCUUGACGGAGUGACCUUGAAUCCGCCUGCGCUUCUGUUGGAAUGGGCUCCGCAAGGCGCCUUGGAUUCGUUGGUGGCGUCCUUUUCCGGAUGCCUUGAUGAGAUGUAUGGAGCUGCAGCAAUCACCUUGACCUUGCCCCCAUAUAUACUCUGGCAGAUAUUACAACAGGUUGCAGCUGGCUUGCAGUACGUACACAACUUGUCUAUCAUCUACCGAGACCUGAAAGCUGAAAAUAUCCUAGUGUGGGCUAUUCCAUCUGCUGAAGAACUGGCCACAUCUUUGCAGGAGCCAUGUUCUCGCAGCGACACAUUCCGCAGCGCCGUUCAUGUGAAGCUGAGUGACUACGGCAUUAGCCGUGUGUCGGGAACGGGCAGUGUGCGCGGACUAGCCGGCACGCCUGGCUUCAUGGCGCCGGAGAUUGUGGCGCAUUCCGGCACAGAGGGUUAUACCCAACAGGUUGAUAUCUUCUCUUAUGGCAUGUUGAUGUAUGAGUUGAUGACGCUGGCACAUCCCUAUGCUGGUGUGAUCCCUAGCUACGUACAGAGCUUAGUACAGCGUGGUAUUCUGCCAUAUCCUACAUCAAGAGUAAUGAAUCAGCCAGUACAGCUACAACAUCUCAUGCUACACUGCACAGCUGCCGAGGCUAACACGCGUCCACAAACAAACAGUUUAGUUCAGUUGAUUCGCCAGCAGAGUGUGUUGUUUCUCGCUGAUGGCAUUCCUCUGCCCCAAGUCCGCAUGCAGCGUGUCAUUGACGUGAGCAUGAGUGUUUCGACUGAUCGUGCCUCGCCUGGCAAAGUAUGGCUGUUGUCUGGUGGACGGCGUUCUGGUGAAACCCAGUCGGUUCAUCGCAUUGCGUAUGCUGCUGCAACCGCUUCUACACAGGUUGAUGAGAUCCAGUUGCUGGAAAAGCUGGACACCGCCUACCUGUGCAGUACCGGUGCUUACAUGUGGACUUUCUCUCGCACUGGUCAUGUCUGUAUUGUGGACACCGAGACACUGACCGUCUGUCACAAGUGGAAUGUCAUCAGUAGCACACACCAGUCGCACGCCAGUCACCCAGACACCAGCGUACAGUGCGUACACUUUGUUCCUCGGCUAAACCGUGUGUUUAUCGGCCUCGGCAACGGUGUCCUACUGUCGUAUACUGCCAGCCUUGAUGACCUCAUCCAGUGCACUGAUGAUACUGAUGGAGUUAUCCAGCAAUCGCAUGACCCUGGUGAUGUCAUUCAGCAAUCACCUAACUCCAGUAAUGUCACCACGCCACGAUCACGCAGGCCCAGUGACGUCACUCAGCAGUCACAUGACCCCGGUGAUGUCAUUCAGGGUUCGUAUACUCCCGGUGAUGUCACACCGCGAUCUCGUAGAUCCAGUGGGAGUGCUAGUGCUCAGGACUCCAGUGGUGUCUUUCAACACUCCAGUGAGUCCGGUAAUGUUACAGAGCAGAGCAGAGCACUUGGAUCAAGUGAAGCUGUCGCUGAUCAGUCCAGCGUGUUCAGUGAGGCCUCUGAGCAGUCGUCAGAGUGUACUGAUGCCACCAUCACUCAACAAUCAAAUGAGCCCAAUGAUGAUGUCAUUCAGCCAUCACACGAGUCAUCACCUGGUCUCCUGGUGUCUGUGCUGCGCAGUGUGUUCCUGAUGGUUUCUGUGGAUGUAGGCAGAACAGCACGUGAUACACAGCUGUGGUGCGGCCAUGCCAAUGGUAUGAUUACCGUACUACGAGCACAAGAUAUGUGUGUUCUGGCCACACUGCAACAGUCGGAAUCCACUGCAAGUCCGUUGCCUCUUCGCACUGUUAUGUUGGCUGCACACGACACAUCGACAGUGGGUCACACCACCGAUCAACUAUGGACUGCUGCGUGUCCAAGUAGUCGUGUAUAUGGCUGGGCUACAUCAGCUACUGCAAGCAACUCACCCUGCAAUGUGGCUGUCAUUGACUGCUGUGCGGACAGUGACUUUCCUGACUCUGUUGUGAUCAACGACCUGAGUUGUGCAUCGGAUGUGCUUGUUGUUGCACUGAGCAAUGGCUAUCUAGUUGUUAUCAACACCUGUCAGCACUGCAUUGUACGCAAGGUCAGGCUACAUCCAGGCCCAAUGCAAUUUGUCCGCAUCAUGACGUUUGACAAUGAUGUGGACUUCAUCCGUCCGUCUGCGUGGUGUCUUCAUCGGCAAAGAGCGAGGAGUUGGCUACCUUUGUACCUGCAGGCACUUCAUGCUACAAACACAGCGGAGGGUGCGUUGUACAGAGCUGCGCCCAUGAUACUGACUGGUGGGCAUGGCCUGAAUGUUCCAACCAAGUGCCAACCCGUUUAUGGCAGCCGUGAGACGCGAGUGAACAACUCCUUCUUUGCUCUUGGGUUGUGGGAUGGCCGGAUGCUUCUCUCGCCAGAUUCCAAUUGAACUUUGGCCUCUGAGCAAAGCAGAAGUGUUGCCCUCACCAUCCAGUCUCUCUCUCUCUCUCUCUCUCUCUCUCUCUCUCUCUCUCUCUCUCUCUCUCUCUCUCAGUCAUUGUGACAUCUUCUUCACUGGCUUUUUUCUUUGCCUAGCGGUGUCAUAAUCUGAACGGUUCAGAUUAUUUUCAAAAAUGGCCAAGUUUGUUUCUACUGAGUUAGCGGUGUCAUGAAAUUAAAAUUAUUUUAUCCUUACUCCUUUGCCAAUAUCUGGUUACUCCAAUUGGCCUUGGCUCAUGGUCGAUGUUGAGCCAUUGUGCUCUUUCCUUCUACUAUUCAUAACUAGACUCCUGGUGGCGAGCCGCUGUGCUUUUUCAGCAUUCGGAUACUGCCGUCGUCACAGAAUUAUUAAUUUUUAGACAGACUUAGUUACCUCUUUUUCUCCUUAGACAUGUUUUGCCAGAUGUUAGCCUCCCUCUUCCUCUCGGUUGCUGCACUACAAUUCACAAUGUACAAACCAGGGUAUUAGCCAGAGCUUGGUAAUAUGACUCAGACUGUAUGUCUCACUGCUCAUCGCUUGGAGAAUUAUGCCGCAGUGGAUAUUAAUUAAACGUCUCGUGUACUUGUGCCAGCAAGACUUUCGAGAACUAAGACA
Molecule: messenger RNA, 8793 nt
Organism: Sycon ciliatum
Lineage: Eukaryota; Metazoa; Porifera; Calcarea; Leucosolenida; Sycettidae
Product: leucine-rich repeat serine/threonine-protein kinase 1-like
Exons: 21
Coding region: 157-8148 (2663 amino acids)
Biological process (GO): protein phosphorylation
Molecular function (GO): protein binding; protein kinase activity; ATP binding
Source: RefSeq, a predicted model, not a curated record